CCCCGAUACACCGCGCGCGAUACACCCGACGAUGACGAAAGCGAACAACAACCACGAGGCGAAAGGCGAAGGCCGCUCGAACCUUCACGGCCCGUUCAAGUGCCAGGACUGCGGCGAAUCGCGGAACAAGUCUGAGUUCUCGCAGCGGCAGCUUCACUUGCCCGUCAAGCAGCACAUGUCCUGCCGCCACUGCAACGAGGCGGAGAAGUUCGAACGCAAGGAGGAGCGAAGGAAGUCCCUGGAGAUGGGAAAGCAGUUCGCGGAGGUCAAGUCCGGCGAGAUUCACAACAAAGGCCGCGCGACGCACCAGAACUUCGUGUCGCAUUCGAACGUCGCGUGAGCGCGCGCGAUGCGCGGAGCGCGUCGACGACGGAGACACGACGCGCGUGAGGGGAUAUCAUCUCGGUAUCGCUUCGCGCGCGCCGGUGACGUCGCCGCGAAGAAACCCGCGGAGACGCGUGCCUUCCUCGAGCCACGACGCGCCCAAAAAAAAAAUGCACAUGCGCGACGAAAUAGAAAAACGCCGCCCUGCCGCCGUUGAAUACGAGUGACGUCUGUCGUCUGUUUCCAUC
Messenger RNA from Micromonas pusilla CCMP1545, 572 nucleotides. RefSeq lists its product as uncharacterized. The coding region runs from base 32 to 340 and encodes 102 amino acids. Lineage: Eukaryota; Viridiplantae; Chlorophyta; Mamiellophyceae; Mamiellales; Mamiellaceae. The transcript is spliced from 2 exons. The record is from RefSeq and is a predicted model, not a curated record.